GUCAUAUUGUCAUAGAUUUUCGAGUAAAGCGAAAAGCUGCAAAAUCCACAUAAAUUUCACAUAAUUCUGCGUUUUAUAAGACAUAAAAAGUAAAAAAUGGCUCGCGAAAGCAGUGCUGGAUUUGAUAGACAUAUCACAAUCUUUUCGCCUGAGGGAAGACUAUACCAAGUUGAAUACGCCUUGAAAGCGAUCAAUCAGGGUGGUUUGACGUCGGUGGCACUCCGAGGCACAGACACUGCAGUGGUCGCAGCUCAGCGCAAGGUGCCCGACCGCCUGCUGGACCCUGCGUCCGUCACACAUCUAUUCCGCCUAACCAGUCGUAUCGGCUGCGUGAUGACUGGCAUGAUUGCUGAUAGCAGAUCUCAAGUGCAGAGAGCUCGUUAUGAAGCUGCCAACUGGCAGUACAAGUAUGGUACUGAGAUUCCGAUCCAUAUCCUGUGCCGACGUAUAGCAGACAUCUCACAGGUCUACACACAAAAUGCUGAAAUGAGACCAUUGGGAUGCAGUAUGAUGUUGAUCGCAUAUGAUGACGAGGCAGGACCAUGUGUAUACAAGACUGAUCCUUCAGGAUAUUACUGCUCGUACAAGGCAGUGGCAGUGGGAGCAAAGACGACCGACGCGAACGCGUACUUGGAGAAGAAGUUGAAGAAGCGCGGCGCGGAGGGUGGUGCGGGGGGUGCGGAGGGCGCGGAGGCGGCGGUGCAGCUGGCGGUGGCGUGCCUGGCGCACGUGCUCGCCGUCGACUUCAAGCCGCACGAGCUGGAGGUGGGCGUGGUCACCAAGGACAACCCCAACUUCAGAGUGCUCACCGAGAGUGAAAUCGACAGACACUUGACCGCCAUCGCCGAAAAGGAUUAAGGGGGAAGGAGACCAUAGUUUACCUGUAUAUCUUUUUUAAUAAACUCUUUCGAUCGC
This is a messenger RNA of Diatraea saccharalis (sugarcane borer), 915 nucleotides long. NCBI's taxonomy places the organism in Eukaryota, Metazoa, Arthropoda, Insecta, Lepidoptera, Crambidae. The record is from the annotation of a GenBank genome assembly.